UUUAAGAUAACCGGGUAUGCGAAUACUGGACUGAGCAAGGCUCCAUGUAGGGGUUAGAGAUACGUGAGUUUAACUGGAAGUGAGUCCAGCUGUUCAUAUCUUAUUAUAUUAUUGCAACAUUUUCAUUUGAUUUGCGUUUUAUUCAUUUGGAUAUUACAUUUGUUAUUUUAAAUGGGUUGGCACCACCAGCGGUGUUUUGGUUAAUGAAAAAAGAAAGAUUGUUCAAACCAGAGAGAGAGAGAGAAAGAGAGAAUGAGAAUGAAUGAGAGAAUGAUGUCAGAUCUCCUAAUGUGGCCCACUGUGUGUUGUUAACUGGGUACGGGGGUCGACCGCCUGGUAUCAAAUUGUGAUGCCGCCACAGGGAAUGUCGGAAUACAAACCCGUUUCUGUGUCGGAAAUCCCACCUGUGCCCCCUCGGAGGGUGCGGAGCAGGGAGUUGUCCUCUGCAUCACGAUGUCGGUCCGGUUCGGCUACAGAACGCAAGGUUAAGUGUGUACUGGUCGGGGAUGGAGCCGUCGGUAAAACAAGCCUUGUCGUCAGCUACACUACCAAUGGAUAUCCAAACGAAUACAUCCCAACUGCAUUUGAUAACUUUGCAGCUGUAGUGGCUGUUGAUGGCAGACCUGUGAAACUUCAGCUCUGUGACACGGCUGGGCAGGAUGAAUUCGACAAGCUUCGACCGAUGUGCUACACCAACGCAGGCAUCUUUUUGCUGUGCUUCAGUGUAGUCAGUCCUUCCUCAUUUCAGAAUGUGACCGAGAAAUGGGUUCAUGAAAUCCGGUGCCACUGCCCCAGCGCCCCCAUAGUGCUGGUGGGGACACAGUGUGAUCUGCGGGAGGACGUGAAAGUGCUGAUUGAACUGGCCAAAUGCAGAGAGAAGCCAGUGGACCAGGAAGAGGCACGACACUGUGCAGAGGAGAUAAAAGCUGUCUCAUACAUGGAGUGCUCCGCGCUGACUCAGAAAAACCUCAAAGAAGUAUUUGACACUGCAAUUGUGGCAAGCAUCCAACACGCAGACGCCCAACCGCUGCAGAAAAAAACUAAAAAACGGACUCCUGACAAAAUGAAGAACCUCUCUAAAUCGUGGUGGAAAAAGUACUGCUGUUUUGUGUAGCUGUAAUAGUGAAAUCGCCCCCAAACCAGUACUGGACCACUGACUUGCGCCACAGAAUGAGAUAAUAUAUAAGCUACAUUAGCUCAAUAUAAAUUUCCUGUUUUUAUAUUUUUCUUUUCCUUGCACUUGUUCAGAAGACUUGCGCAUCCUUGAGUGGUGCUGGUGACAGUGUGCACUGAAUGUCGGCGAGUCCCACAGCCUCCCCAGGAGGGUUCUGUCUUUGUUUCAAAUGCAGAUUGUUGCAGCAUGAGCAAGAACAAUACCUGGCAAUCCCCCUGAAAUCGUGUUUGGCUUAUAAUACUGUUGCACAGCCUUUAUCAAAGCUAGGUUAGAGGACAGAGGCAGUGACCUAGGAACUACCUAUAUGUGUUUAGAAGGUUCUUUUAAACAUAUAACAAUGCUGCAUAAAUGGGGAAUACCCCCUCCCCAUUUCCCAUUCCCCAUUCAUAGUCAAGUAUUGCCUAAUGUACAUAGAAAAAUAUUUUAGUGCCAUUUCAAAAUAAUAAAUACAGAAGAGGAAUGGGUGAUAGGAAAUUAUUUAAUUCCCAAUAUAUUCUACAGUAAUAUAGGCCUGGAUGUAAUUCAAAGGAUAAGGUCUGUUAAAGAAGGUGGUUCUAUUCCCCGCUCAAUUUCAUAUGAUUUAUAUACAACGAUUCAGAUACACAUCUUUUACAUUCCUGUGCUUAAUUUGAAACUUUAUUGCUAGCAUAUGUUUUUUUUUUUGUUUUUUUUUUUAAAUAAAGACACAAAUAUUUAGUUCAGUAAUAUGGUAAAAAUGAAUGUAGGUGUACUAUGAUAUGAAGUAAAGGUUGUGUUUGUCUGAUGAUUGAAGUGCAGUUAAACCACAAUAUGGUUAGCCACAUUAUGAAUGUUAGAGAUACAGGAAAACUGAAACUAAAUCAAGUCUUUUACUAGGUUAGUAAGACAACAUGGGUUUAUCAGCUACUUUAAUAUUCUUAUUGGUUUUUUUGUUGUUUUUUUUUCAAUGGAAUUAACAUGAAUGACCCUCAAUUGAUAUGUAACGGAUAGUGUUGGGAGGUUUUCCCCAAAAAGGUGAACAUGUCUCCCUUAUAAAAGUUUACCACAGUAAAUUUGCAUGCUAAUUUUGCAGUUAUGCUAGGUGUUUAUCGUAUUUUACCGUGGUCUACCAUGUUUAAUAUGCUUUACCUGACCUCUUUGUGCUUUACCAUGCUGUCCUCCCUGUGCUUUAUUACCCCUUGCUGUGAUUUUACUAUGGUACACUUUUAUAAAGGUUAACACACAGUAUACAGUAUAUACAAGAAACUUUGUAUCCUAUGUUGCGGUGAUAGUUUGUUGACGUUUUUUAAAAAGAUAUCCUAUAUCAGCUUGGGAAUCAAAUACAUUUCUCAGCUUUCACUCAAUAUUAUUUAUCCAAUGCUGGCGCUUUGACUGAAAUGAAUGCCGCUUGCAGGACUCAGACAGCGAGCAUUGUCCCAAAAGGGAGCACUAUGCUGCUUACGCAUUCACACAUCAUUUGUCAGAAAUCAGCUGGGCAAUUAAACUGAAGAAAUGUGUUCAGUUUUAUCCCCAGUCCUAUUCAUGACCACAGUGUGUGAAUAACAGUAUACAAAAAAUCAGCACAUAUAUUGCUGCCAUACAUCAUAGUUAAAGUCAUGUGUUUCUGUAAGCAGUUCUGUAACCCAUUAGGCAUACUGUGUUAAUGUACAUAUUCCAGCCUUGGCUGUAUGAAUUGCACAUAAUUUUACUUUACUGGGAUGUCUGCAAUGUUAUUCAUUAUUUAGUACAAGCUUCAAUUAAUCUGUAUACAGUUGUCUAUAGUAAUUGGAACCAGGUACUGAGAGUCAAAACCAAAUCUUAUGAUUUUUAAUUAGUUUUUUCCCAAUCAAAACGUUUUCAUAAACAAUCAUAAUACAACCCCUGUACCUUUUAAUAUAAAUGUAAAGCAUUGAACUAUAUCUUAAAAAUCAGAGCUGGAUUGCUGGUUGGCACAUUUUCAAAGACAACAGGUACAAUGCAGAUCAAGAUAACCACAGAUUUACUGUGUCUGAAUACAGUCACAUCCCCGGUGAGGUUAUUUUCAAUGUGGAAGCAUCUAAAAAAACAACAGAGGUCCCUUUUGUAAGUUAUUCCACUACUACUAUUAUUAUACUAUUAUAAGUUGACAAGUGGAGAUAUCUUUUUAAAAUUAUAAUUCAACAGAGUGAAUCUAGGUUAGAUCUCUUGGGAUAGUAAUAUCUAUCUGUUGCAGGGGUGCAUUAUAAACGCACUGAAUAAUUACUCCAAUGUAUGGAAACUAUUUUCUGCAUAUUGAAUGUGAAAUGAGAAGUCUUACAGGGGUUACUACAAAGUUUCCCACUCCUUUUGCCAGUUUUCCUUUUUAUUACACCUUUUAGUCACAUUCCUUGAAUGACUUCAAUUGUUUGAGAAAUAGCAGUAUUAAGCAGGUUGUCUGAGCAAAUCUAUUGAAAUAGUCAACUGGAAAACCAAGGGAUUCAUUUCUAAACUUGCAAAUGUUGUUAAUUUAGUCAGAUUGAAUACAUGUUGUAAUCUGUCUUGGGGUUUGUUUUACAGUGAAUCACAUGUAUCCUCUGUACUCUGUCACAAGACCUUUAGUAACUAAACUGCACUUUCUUAGAUUUUUACAGGAGUCAUUGAUACUUCUUUUCUAAUAAAAUAUUACACUUA
This is a messenger RNA of Polyodon spathula (Mississippi paddlefish), 3781 nucleotides long. RefSeq names its product ras homolog family member Ua (gene rhoua). The transcript is spliced from 3 exons. Gene Ontology annotation, biological process: small GTPase-mediated signal transduction. Gene Ontology annotation, molecular function: GTPase activity; GTP binding. The record is from RefSeq and is a predicted model, not a curated record. The coding region runs from base 350 to 1114 and encodes 254 amino acids. Lineage: Eukaryota; Metazoa; Chordata; Actinopteri; Acipenseriformes; Polyodontidae.